Molecule: messenger RNA, 4368 nt
Organism: Brienomyrus brachyistius
Lineage: Eukaryota; Metazoa; Chordata; Actinopteri; Osteoglossiformes; Mormyridae
Gene: zfr2
Product: zinc finger RNA binding protein 2
Exons: 19
Coding region: 28-3036 (1002 amino acids)
Cellular component (GO): precatalytic spliceosome
Molecular function (GO): double-stranded RNA binding; zinc ion binding; single-stranded RNA binding
Source: RefSeq, a predicted model, not a curated record
GCUCGCGCUAGCCCAGCAGACGUCAAGAUGGCGGCGAGCAACUACUACGGGUUCGCGCAUGGCGCCGGUCCGCAGUACAGUGCCCAGCCUCCCGCAGCCUAUUCCCACCCCACCACGGGAAGCUACGCCAUCCAGCCCGGCCCCAGCGUGGCCCAUGCCGUGACCGCCUCCUACGCCCCGGCUACGGUCCAGACUGGGCGCCCCAUCGGCUCGGCGGCGUAUCCAGGAUACCAGAUACACCCUGCCCCCGAUUAUGGCUACGGGGCCCGGCAGCCGGAGUCAGCCUCCCAGCCCACGACAGCGCCACAGACAUACCAGGACAGCUACAGCUAUGGCCGAGCGGCUUCAGCGGGAGCCUAUGAGAGCAAGCAGUACUACCAGGCGAGCAGCGGUCCAGCGCCCGUCCAGCGCACCGCCGCAGACACCUACUACCAGACAGUGGCGAAGAGUGCGUACAGCCAGCCUGCCCCCCAGAGGCAGGUGACGGCACUGAAGCCGGUGGCCCCUGCCAGCUCCGUGGCCGUCAGCUAUGGUGUCUACCCCGCCUCCAGCAGCUCCAUCUGCUCCUAUGCCCCCAGCUCCUCCUAUAGCUCCAGCACGGCGCCAGCCUACUCAGCCGUCAGCUACUCCAGCUACGACCCCAGCUGCUAUGCAGCCAGCCCGUCUUACUUCCAGGCCUCCCAGCCUCCGCAGCCGCCCCCCCAGCCCCAGCUGCAGCCCCAGCCCCAGCCCCAACCCCAGCAGCCCCCGGCCCCCAAGCUGCUGAGCGGCUCGUCUUGGAGCAGUGCGGCUGGUGCCAUGGCGACAGCCCCCGCGUCCACGGGCAACGCCACUGGCGGCUACAAGAAGCCAACGUUCCACCAGAGCAAGCCGGCCCGGCCUAAGGGCCCCCCCAAACAGCCGCAGCUGCACUACUGCGAGAUCUGCAAGAUCAGCUGUGCGGGGCCGCAGACGUACCGGGAGCACCUGGAGGGCCAGAAGCACAAGAAGAAGGAAUCGGCCCAGCGGGGGGGUCAGCCGAGUGGUGGCCCCCGUGGGGUGCAGACCCAGCUGCUAUGUGAACUCUGUGACAUCUCCUGCACUGGGGCCGACGCCUAUGCCGCCCACAUUCGAGGAGCCAAACAUCAGAAGGUGGUCAAACUCUACAACAAACUGGGGAAACCCAUUCCAUCGACAGAACCUGUGCUUGUGAACUCUGCCCCGACCGUAACCACGACAACGUCAGGUAAACCCACGACCCCCACUGUCACUCCCGCCUCCUCAGCAUCUCCUGUGACGACGAUAGCUCCGCCCCCUAAAGCCGCGUCGGUGACCUCCAACAGGACCCUGCCCACCACCAGGAAGCCUGCUGCUCCCAAAAUAACGUUCGUCUCCAACGAGCCCGCCCCUGCCGCACCGGUGGCCAAGGGACUGGAAACCAAGACCACGGUGACUCCCAGGCCUGACCCACCAAGCGAGGACGAGGAGGGUGACGGGGCUGGGGUUCCAGGGGACGUGCAGCCCGUGGGGCAUGACUACGUGGAGGAGGUCCGCAAUGAGGAUGGCAAAGUAAUCCGCUUCCACUGCAAGCUGUGUGAGUGCAGCUUCAACGAUCCCAAUGCUAAGGACAUGCACCUGAAGGGCCGCCGACAUCGGCUGCAGUACAAGAAAAAGGUGAAUCCUGAGCUGCCCGUCGACAUCAAGCCAAGCAACCGGGCACGGAAGCUUCUGGAAGGAAAGUUGAGGAAACAGAAGGCAGCCCUGAAGAGGCAGCAUGAUGAGGAACAGCGGUGGCACAUGGAGAUGAGCAGGAGGUAUGAGGAGGACGUCUACUGGAGGAGAAUGGAGGAGGAGCAGCUCUACUGGGAGGAGCAGAGACGUAGGAUGGCCCCCCUCCCCCCACUCAUGGGACGACCUUGUAUGCCUGUACCCCCCCUCCUGGUGUUUUCGUCCAAGCCGGCACGGCGACCUGACUCCCCCGAUGACCGGCACGUCAUGGCCAAACAUUCCAGCAUCUACCCGGUGGAGGAAGAGCUGCAGGCCGUGCAGAAGAUCGUCUCGCACUCUGAGCGCGCCCUCAAGCUGGUCUCCGAUUCGCUGAUGGAGGUUGAGCCCCAGCUGGACGGCGAGAAGGCGCCGGAGCCCCCUGUGCGCACACUGAAGGGGGUGAUGCGGGUGGGCACCCUGGCCAAAGGCCUGCUGCUACGCGGCGACCGCAACGUGGAGCUCAUCCUGCUAUCGGCCCACAAGCCCACUGUGAGCCUCCUGAACAAGAUUGCUCAGCAGCUUCCCAAGGUGCUGAAGACGUUUUGCGAGGAAGUGUAUGAGGUGCGGGCUCUCCCCGAGGAAGCCAGCGUGGUGGUUUGUUCCAGCAAGGAGCCCAAAAUGCAGGCCACCGUAUCGCUCACCUCGCCGCUGAUGAGGGAGGAGCUCGGCCCGGCCCCGGGCGCGGACCAGCAGGCGCAGAAAGGUGUGGCGGAGCCGGACCCACAGGACAUCCUGGACAGGAGAAGGUGCCUGGAGGGGCUGGCCACUCUCCGUCACGCCAAGUGGUUCCAGGCCCGUGCUAACGGCCUGCAGUCUUGUGUGAUCGUCAUCAGAGUGCUGCAGGACCUCUGCCGGCGUGUGCCAACAUGGGGAAAGAUGCCCAGCUGGGCAUUGGAGCUGCUGGUAGAGAAAGCCAUCAGCAGUGCCCCCGGACCCCUUAGCCCCGGCGAGGCCCUGCGUAGAGUGCUGGAGUGCAUGGCGACUGGGAUCCUGCUUCCAGACGGCCCGGGCCUGCUCGACCCCUGUGAGAAGGACCAGACAGAUGUGCUGGAGGGCAUGACCAACCAGGCCAGGGAGGACAUCACGGCCAGCGCCCAGCACGCCCUGCGUCUGCUCGCCUUCCGGCAGAUCCACAAGGUGCUGGGGAUGGAGUGUCUGCCGGCCAGCAAGGCGCGGCCUGGGGGCCACACGCGCAAGCGCCGUCUGGAUGGCGGCGAGAGCGGCGAGGGUGAGGGCGAGGGCAAGAAGGACAAGAAGGAGGAGGAGGACGAGGACGACGAGGACUCCUGAUGGACGCCCUCUGGGACAGCCUCGCCUUCAUGAAUAUCCACCUGUAUCGACUCAUCGCCGUUUAGCCACGUUAGCAUCUCGUAGGGAGGGGGCACAAAGGCCCAGCGGGGGGCUUCUUAACCUCUGCUCCCUUCCUACAGUACUACAGUAACAUAAUAUAGAUUCAAUGCAGAUACCGAGGCUAGCACUGGUUUAGACCUCCCUGAACAUCAAGGACGGAGUCAUUCCACUGUCGCCAUGAAUACCGGGGUGCCCUUGCCUGGCAGAAUCCGCCCACCGCCCCCCCCCCCCAACCAUGGGCCCCCCCGAACCAAGCUUGCGUGCGUCUCUUCUCCGGGGAGGGAGGGGAGUUCAUGUGAUUAAAGCCAGUCCAAACAUGUAGCCAUCUGACAGCUGCGGACACAGUGUUUUUAUUUUUACUCUUUAAUCUAUGAGCAGGGUGGGUUGUUAAAGGAUGGUCUGGGGGCUUCAGUGCCCCCCCCCCCCCCCCCUUCCCACAGGCCACUGAAUGGUGGAUUCGCUUAUUUGUUUUUAUUUUGAAGAAGAGGGGCUUAUGAAAUAAGUAGGACGUGGAUAACGAAUCCUAAAAAUAAUUGUCAAGGGGGGGGGGUCUAAGGAGGUGUGUGUCUCUUCCCUCUUUCUAAUGAAGAGGCACCCCUAACCCCCACCCCCCCGACGCAGUUCCGCCCGUGACAGUCAAGUGAAGCUAAGAGGAGGUUGGCGAUGUCAACCUGCUGAGUUAAGGUAGUGUCCCUUGUAAAACAGACACUGUGAGAGGUGUGUGUGCGUGACUGGGGGCGAGUGUGUGUCAGUUUUCACAUGCUCACGCAUACAGCCACACACACACCAUGCUGCUGUUCGAGGCGAAGGCUUCCCGUUCGUGAGGGUCCGGGUGUGGUGCUUUAACACCCCUGCCAGCUCGCACCCCCCCCCCCCCCCCGCUGCUGGGGCCCUGUUCUGCAGCUGGCCCCCUGUUCAGAGUGUUACUUUUCAUUUUUAACCUCUUGUGGCCAGAGGGUGGGAGGUCAGCUGUUUCGCUGAGCCUAGGAGUGACUUUAUGAACUUGUUUCAGCUGCUUUUGUACAAGUCCACCUAAUUCUCUCCAUUUGGGGGAGGGGGGGCAGAUUAAUCCUCACACGUGAAAUUAUCUGGAGGUUUAAGCAUUUAGCAGUUUCCCUGUGCCUGUAAUGUGAUUUUUUUUUUAGAUGUGUAUUCAAUGGUCAGUUAUUUUCUUCCUUUGGGUACGGAAGGUGUGAAUCAACAUUUUUGCAAAGUGCUGUAUGUCAGUACCAGACAUGGAAGACAGUUAAUAAACUGGAAAGUUGGACUAAA